CACUUUCCUCGCUGUUUCUUCAUAAACAACUUCCCAUACUCAUCACAAUGCCCGUCGCUCCUGUUGUUGGCAAGCUCCGAAAGAGGCUCAUCACUGACCUUACCGCCUCCAUCGGUAUCGGUCUCGCCGGCGCCUACACCUUUUGGUACACUGUCCACCUCCCCAUGGUCAAGAGGCGUGACGACUACUACCUCCGUCUCGAACAGGCCAAGUCUUCUUAAAUGGCUCUCUUUUCGACAAAUAGCCAACUCGACAUCAUAUAGUGAGAUUUUAGGAUUGAGCUAUAGGGACGUGUUGGAUUGGAAUUAGGGAUGCAUCUGUGGACCAAUUG
Cryptococcus deneoformans JEC21 is the source of this 331-nucleotide messenger RNA. RefSeq names its product cytochrome-c oxidase, putative. Gene Ontology annotation, biological process: mitochondrial electron transport, cytochrome c to oxygen. The coding region runs from base 48 to 221 and encodes 57 amino acids. The record is from RefSeq and is a predicted model, not a curated record. The transcript has 4 exons. NCBI's taxonomy places the organism in Eukaryota, Fungi, Basidiomycota, Tremellomycetes, Tremellales, Cryptococcaceae.